GUGUCCUGUCUGCAGGUCUGCACCUCUGUUGUUCCCAGAGCAGUGUGACAUCUGAAAGGGGGGAUUAACCUGCCCAGGAUCCCUGCAGCACAGGAAAAGGAGGGAGUCUUGACAUGGAAGAACUCCGCGGAGAAAAGGAAGGGAAGCUGGAAAAGGAGGGAAAGGCAGAAGAUGAAGUGGAGUCUGAAGAUGAAGAAAAGUCAGACGGGGAAGAGAAGCCGGACAAGAAAGCAAAGCCAGCACGCGAGGGGAAGCUAGAGGAGGGGGCAAAGCAGGAUGAGCAGGGGCAACCACAAGAUGAGGGGAAGUCAGAAAAUCAGGGAAAGUCUGAAGGGGAGGGCAAGCGCCAAGGCGAGGGCAAGCAUGAUCCCCAGGCAAAGCCAGCCAGCGAGGCGCGCGCAGCAGAAAAGCGCCCUGCUGAAGAUUAUGUGCCCCGGAAAGCCAAACGAAAAACAGACAGGGGGACAGACGAUUCUCCCAAGAACUCCCAGGAGGACUUACAGGACAGGCAUGUAAGCAGUGAGGAGAUGAUGAGAGAGUGUGCAGAUAUGACAAGGGCUCAGGAAGAGCUGAGGAAGAGACAGAAAAUGGGAGGUUUUCACUGGAUGCCAAGAGAUGCACAGGAUGCGCUAGUCCCCAGGGGCCAACGGGGAGUCAGGGGAAUGAGGGGAGGGGGCAGGAGCCAGAGGGGCCUACAUGACAUCCCAUACCUUUAAUGCCUUUGGCCUUCGAUUCUGGUGUCUCAGAUAAGAAAGAACACUGCUGGCCCUGCUUUUCCUGGUAGAUACUUGCCAGGCCUUGUGCUUUAACCUUCAGCCAAAACUCUGCUUUAGGUAUCACAGUCCUUACCAGCAGCCUUUUGACCCAACUACAGUGCUCUGUGUCUUUUAGUACAGGAUUUUCACCCAUGUGCAUGACAAAUAUGUUCAUGGUACAUUGUAACACUAAAUAAACAAAACAGUUUGCUGAA
Molecule: messenger RNA, 970 nt
Organism: Cricetulus griseus (Chinese hamster)
Lineage: Eukaryota; Metazoa; Chordata; Mammalia; Rodentia; Cricetidae
Source: RefSeq, a predicted model, not a curated record